Molecule: messenger RNA, 2084 nt
Organism: Clupea harengus (Atlantic herring)
Lineage: Eukaryota; Metazoa; Chordata; Actinopteri; Clupeiformes; Clupeidae
Gene: ccn1
Product: cellular communication network factor 1
Biological process (GO): signal transduction; cell adhesion; positive regulation of cell differentiation
Cellular component (GO): extracellular region
Molecular function (GO): heparin binding; integrin binding
Source: RefSeq, a predicted model, not a curated record
GAGAGGAGGAACUCUCUUUCAGCAGACUGCAACUGCUACCACAGCCUGAGUUACUCCUCGGCUUCUGCAGAGACAAGAAAACAAACGCUGCCGCAAAGACUCUUUACUGACUUACUCAGUAACCCACAUCAGCGGAGACUACAAUCGUAAAGCGAGGGAAUAAGCGAAGAUUUCCUCUUUUUGACUAUACGCUACUACAUCUGGAGACAUUGCGAAGAUGUUCGUAUUAUCUGUUGCGUUGAUCCUCAUUGGGACCCUCAACGUGGUCCUCUCAGCCUGUCCAUCGGAAUACGAAUGCCCGCUGGAGUUGCCAAAGUGCGCACCAGGAGUCAGCCUCGUCUCAGACGGCUGCGGAUACUGCAAAGUCUGCGCGAGACAGCUCAACGAAGACUGCAGCAAGUCGGAGCCAUGCGACCACACCAAGGGACUCGAGUGCAACUUCGGGGCCAGCUUCGGGGCAUCCAGAGGCAUCUGCCGAGCAAAGUCUGAGGGAAGACCCUGUGAGUACAACAGCAGGAUUUACCAAAAUGGCGAAAGCUUUCAACCCAACUGCAAGCACCAAUGCACAUGCAUCGAUGGCGCAGUGGGCUGCAUCCCGCUGUGCCCACAGGAGCUGUCCCUGCCCAACCUGGGAUGUGCCAACCCCAGGCUGGUGAAGGUGCCAGGUCAAUGCUGUGAAGAGUGGGUCUGCGAUGAUGACAAAGAGAUGAAUCCAGUGGACAAGCUCUUUGGCAAAGACACCACGACAGAUGAGUCCGAGAGUGACCUCACCAACAGGAAUGAACUCAUCACCAUCUUCAAGGGUGGACUCAAAUCCCUUCCUGCAUUCAGCCCACCUGCUCAGACACACCUGUUUGAAACCCAGAAGUGCAUCACCCAGACCACAGCUUGGUCGCUGUGCUCCAAGACCUGUGGGACUGGCAUGUCAACCAGAGUGACCAAUGACAACAGUGAAUGCAAGCUAGUCAAGGAGAGCCGCAUCUGCGAAGUUCGCCCGUGCACCCAGUCUCCGUACUCCAGUCUUAAGAAAGGGAAGAAGUGCAACAGAACAAAGAAGUCCACCCAAGCAGUGAAGUUCACCUACGCCGGCUGUUCCAGCCUCAAGAAGUACCGACCCAAGUACUGCGGAUCCUGCGUGGACGGCCGGUGCUGCAGCCCCCAGCAGACCCGCACCAUCCGGGUCAAGUUCCGCUGCGAGGACGGCGAGACCUUCAACAAGAACGUCAUGAUGAUCGAGACCUGCAAGUGCACCUUCAACUGUCCCCAUUCCAACGAGGCGUCCUACCCUUUCUACAGACUCUUCAACGACAUCCACAAGUUCAGAGACUAAGUUCUUAAAGGGAAUCGCCUCACUAGAGAUAAGAAGAAAACAAAACAGAAACAGAAACAAAACAAGAACAUGAACUAGCAAUGCAUCUGCAGAGACGCCAUAAAAGGCAAUUAUCUGACCAUCAAUCAUCUUCCAUCUCCUGUUGUAAUUGAAUUUCCAUGGAACUAUAGACUUGCUUCAUGAGGACUUUGAAGAAGUGCACUGUUUGCUGCGACUGAGUCAGCGUUUGAUAGCUUUCAACUUUGAAAGACUUGCUUCAUUUAUGGGAGCAUUAUUCAGUAGCUUCGUUAUGGAGCAACUUGUAAUUAACGGAAACAUGUACAAUGUAGUUGUCGAUAUCAAUUUGCUGUGUAUAUUUUGAUUCGUAAAUAUGAGAUACGACCCGACCUGUAGACUUGUGUGUGUGUAUAUAUCUGCGUUCAUAUAUAUGCACAUACGUAACUAAAAUUUGUAAAUUGCAAGUUUUAUCCCAGAAACAGACACCACUGUGUGUGCUUGUUUAACAAGUCUGUGGGAACAUUCCUUCCAAGUGUGAACCUUCAUGUUCGCAUUGUACGGCAGCUAUUGAACUCCAACUCCAUUAGUACAUCGAGACGAAAUGAGACAUGUUAAAGAUUGAAUGAAUGUUUUAUUAUUGUUAAUAUUAUUUAUCUAAAAUGUAGCUACUUUAUUUGAAUAUUGUCAUACUGGAAUAAAUUGUAAAAUGAUCUAAUUUUAUAUGUAACAAAUAAAAAAUGAUUUAUUUAUGAAAAAA